AUGGAAUCCUCUUCCCCCUGCAGUGUCGUCACUGACGAGCUACCAGCACCGGUGGAGCACAAGGUGGCCGCUGCCGACUCCAAGACGACCUUAGAAGAGGCAGGGCAGUCCACCGUUUGCUGCAGCAGUGAAGAUGAAUACAACAGCGGAGGUGUUUACCCCAGCGACGAUGAACGCCAAGACAGUGACGCCCCGGCGCAGCAAACGCAACAGCAGCAAACCCCACCACCGGCUGCCCCGAAAGUAGUAGUACCUGAAUUGCAGCUUCCUAGGCAGCCCUCUCAUAUGCCUGGGGUACAAACUGCUGGAUAUACGUACACCAUCAGCAGUCUCGAGGACGUCACCGUAGAGCAGCCGCCGUCUUCCUGGCUGAAACCCCGUAUCAAGAUCGAUGGCCCAGAGGUCUUUCAUGGCUUGCUGAGGGCUAAUGAUGAGAACCUGCCCGCUCACGAAACAGUACCAUCUACAGAGACGUUCGUUUCCUUCCAGGGACAGUGGCGCGUGGUGACCUCUGCGGGCACGAGCUCGUAUAUUGGCUCAACUAUGAACCCCUGGGACCCUUCAACUGCUGCUUACCCGCUGCCUAUUACCUACAAGGUUGCAGACGACGCAGUUGUUGUGAGGGAUACAACUCCAUCUCCCUCCCGGGCUGACUCCCGCCUCGGGUUCUUCGAGCGCUUCCGCCGGUUCUUCUGCACUUCCAUUGCAGAAUACAUGCAAAGCUGA
This is a messenger RNA of Eimeria mitis, 726 nucleotides long. RefSeq lists its product as uncharacterized. The record is from RefSeq and is a predicted model, not a curated record. Bases 1 to 726 code for a protein of 241 amino acids. The transcript has 3 exons. Lineage: Eukaryota; Apicomplexa; Conoidasida; Eucoccidiorida; Eimeriidae.